UUAUUAAAAUUAGAAAAUCAAGAUGGUUGUGGAAAGAGCGUGUAUGGAGAGGGUAUGUGUAACGGCAGGGGGAGGAUUCAUUGGGUCUUGCCUUGUCAAGAAUCUCUUGGAAAGAGGCUAUAUUGUUCAUGCCACCUCCACAGAUCCUGAAAAUCCAGCUAAAACUAGUCAUCUGCUAUCCUUAGAGGGAGCGAAGGAGAGGCUCCAUCUCUUCAAAGCCAACUUAUAUGAAAAGGGUAGCUUUGAUUCUGCCAUUAAUGGCUGUGACUUUGUCAUUAACCUGGCCACAUCUCUUGACUAUACCAAAGACCCAGAGCUAGGUUUUAUCCAGCCCACCAUUGAGGGGAGUCUUGACAUCCUGAGAGCCUGCAAGGAAGCCAAAACAGUGAGGCGGGUAAUCCAUACUUCAUCCAUUACAGCAGCUAUCCCACUCACUGAGAAUGGAGAAUUCAAAGGCAAGCUUGAUGAAUCAUGCUGGACUCCUAUUCAAUAUAUGACAAGCAAGAAGCCUCCAUACUGGAUGUAUUAUGUAGCGAAAACUUUAGCAGAACAAGCAGCUCUUGAGUAUGGAGCAAAUCAUCAGCUAGCAGUGAUAACAGUGUUAGCGGCAUUAGUGGCUGGACCAUCCUUCACUCCAACAUUUUCUCUAAGCUCUUUUAUGACACUAGCCCCUAUCACAGGAAACAGAGAAUGCUAGGAAGUAUUACAAACAUUUCAAUCUUUGAUGGGCUCUGUCCCAUUUGUCCACGUGGAAGACGUCUGCAACACCUCCAUCUUCUUGAUGAAGAAUCCAAAUGCCCACGGUAGGUAUGUGUGCUGUUCAGACAAUGUCUCACUUGCUGACAUGGCAGAAAUUUUUCGUCAACGCUGUCCGAGCAUACCUGUAGCCCUUGAUGAUAAGGAGCAAAUUGAGAAGGCUCCAAUACCUUCAAGGAAACUAAUUGAGCUUGGAUUCUCGUACAAGUAUGGCAUUGAAGAAAUCGUGGAUGACAGCGUUGAAUGUGCAAGGCACAUGCAGGUCUUGUGAUGGAAUCAAGAAAUCCAUUUCUAAAUUCUGAAUUAUAGACCUUAAAACUAUUAUCCUCUAUCUAUCUAUCUAUCUAUCUAUAUAUAUAUAUAUAUGUCGGUAUAGGAUCUAGCUUUUAAUAAGCCUUUGGAAGGGUGGAGACCCAGAUUCCAGCCCCAAGGAUUUUAUGGGUCCGUGUAUAGGCACAAGAUGUGGAUUAUUAUUGGGUGGAUAGAAAUAGUUUCAUAAUAUAAAUAAAAAAUUUGUAUGCUGA
Cryptomeria japonica (Japanese cedar) is the source of this 1280-nucleotide messenger RNA. Its product is annotated as putative anthocyanidin reductase. Gene Ontology annotation, molecular function: oxidoreductase activity, acting on the CH-OH group of donors, NAD or NADP as acceptor. The coding region runs from base 23 to 697 and encodes 224 amino acids. The record is from RefSeq and is a predicted model, not a curated record. The transcript is spliced from 6 exons. NCBI's taxonomy places the organism in Eukaryota, Viridiplantae, Streptophyta, Pinopsida, Cupressales, Cupressaceae.